Molecule: messenger RNA, 1689 nt
Organism: Spodoptera frugiperda (fall armyworm)
Lineage: Eukaryota; Metazoa; Arthropoda; Insecta; Lepidoptera; Noctuidae
Product: transcription factor glial cells missing 2
Exons: 4
Coding region: 201-1541 (446 amino acids)
Biological process (GO): regulation of transcription by RNA polymerase II; gliogenesis
Cellular component (GO): nucleus
Molecular function (GO): DNA-binding transcription activator activity, RNA polymerase II-specific; RNA polymerase II cis-regulatory region sequence-specific DNA binding
Source: RefSeq, a predicted model, not a curated record
UUUCCCCGCGUGUACAUGUGUGGGACAGACGAGUAUCUGCGACUGUUGACGCGUAGUAUUGAAGUGCAGUGGCUAAAUGAACUGUGUUUGUUAUAAGGAACUGCUGAGAAUACCUCCAUUGUGACUGUGUAUCCGGAUCGUGUCUUCGGAGAUGGUUAUCCUCCCCUCAUUUGCCUGGCAGCACCAGCAGUCGCGCGGACAUGGCAGAGGGUGGCGUGGCGACUCCCGACUGGGACAUCAACGACGCGGUGGUGCCUCGCGUGGCCGCCUUCGACACCUUCGGGGAGUGGUGUGACGGCCACGUGCGGCGGGUGUACCCCCCCGGCUGCGAGGAAGCACGCCGCCAUGCCUCAGGCUGGGCCAUGCGCAACACUAACAAUCACAACGUCCACAUCCUCAAGAAGAGCUGUCUUGGAGUCCUCGUAUGCUCCCAACGCUGCCGCCUGCCCGAUGGCUCCAGAGUCCAUCUUCGACCCGCAAUCUGUGACAAGGCCCGCAAAAAACAGCAGGGCAAGCCUUGUCCAAACCGCCUUUGUAACGGAGGACGAUUAGAAGUACUGCCGUGUCGAGGACAUUGCGGCUACCCAGUCACUCACUUCUGGCGUCACACAGAACACGCAAUUUUCUUCCAAGCCAAGGGGGCGCACGACCACCCGCGCCCCGAGGCCAAGGGAGCCAGUGAAGUGCGACGGUCACUGGGAGCCGGGCGACGGGUGAGGGGACUGGCGUUACUACUAGCCAGAGAAGCAGCCAUCGCAGAUAAGAUACUGACAGGGAAACCAGACAAACAGAUGACACACAAAGUGUGCAACCCACAUCCACAGCCCCCGCCGCUGAUACCAGACAACCAAAGAGCAGUUCAACUGACGUGCACGUGUGGCCCAUUCGAAUGUUCGUGUCGGUGGCGUCCCGAGCAGCCUGCGGAGAACUAUGUAACGGCGGCGUGGUCCCCGGCGGAGCCCCAGUACCAGGGCUACGCCCCGCCCGCACACCCCGCGCCCCCCGCGCCCGCGCUGCAAACACAGCAGCACUACGACCCAACCGCUUUACCGGCCGACGACAUCUUCCACCCAGAAGAGAUAUUCCAAUUAGAUCAGCCGAUUAGACUGGACUUCCCUCUCGAAGAGCACACGCUAGAGUCUCCGCCGACGUUCGCAGAUCUCAAUGGCGAAAACUCCAGGCCUGAAGAAGCUUACUGGAUGGAUUGGCAGCGACCUGCAGGUAGUUCUGAGUCGAGUCAGACGCCAUCACCCGAACUGUUUGGAGGAUAUCCCCAGACGGAGUUCUGUGAGCAGGGUUACAUCCCUCAAGCGUAUUACCCUGAGGGUGCUCAGUACUAUCCAACGGAGAGAACGUCCCCAUUGAUGGAGACGCAGGACCAAAGAUAUUACCGCUACGGACAGGACUGCGCGCAGACCAACGUCCCAGACCUGCAGUCCUGGAACUACACCGACUGCGCCUUCACAAAUGAUAUGUCCGAGUGUAAGCAGUACUUUGAUGUUCAACAUCAGAGUGUCAACGGAUUCACCGGACUCUUAUAAUAGUAAUUGUGUAAAUAGUUGUGUACAAUGAUGUAAAUAUUCAGUGUAAGUUACUCUAAGUUGUUAAUUUGUUUUUAAAGUACAUCAAAUAUGUAUAUAGCUAGUUAUAUCAUAAGCAUUAUGUUCCUAAAAUGGUUUUAACGAAAUU